ACAAAAUUUCCGCAUUGGCCAUUUCACUUCACUGGCUCUUUUACCUGCCGGCCGGCCAAUCGCCUUGUAGAAACCGAGGCCUCUCAUUUGUCCAUAUUCAUCGGACUUCAAUUUCACCGCCUUUGAGGAUUCUUCUACAAAUAAACCACCGACACAUUGGCGAAUUGCUUUGGAAAAUGGCGAAGCUAACGAGUUUAGCUUCUGCUUUGCUAUGCCUAUGCGCUUCUCUUUUGCUUUGUUUCAAUGGAAAAGUCUGUGGCGCGUACGUGAAGUACAACACUCGAGCCGGCGUUGUGGCCGGCAAACUGAACGUUCAUUUGGUUCCUCAUUCCCACGACGACGUCGGAUGGUUGAAGACUAUUGAUCAGUACUAUGUUGGAUCAAAUAACACUAUCCAGGGGGCGUGUGUGGAGAAUGUGCUGGAUUCGGUUGUGGAAGCGUUGCUGCGUGAUCCGAAUAGGAAGUUUGUGUUUGCGGAGAUGGCUUUUUUCCAACGAUGGUGGGUAGAACAAAGUGUGGCAACACAAGAAGUAGUGAGAAAUCUUGUAGAUGCUGGACAAUUUGAAUUCAUAAAUGGUGGUUGGUGUAUGCAUGAUGAAGCAACAUGCCAUUACAUAGACAUGAUUGACCAAACAACUCUUGGUCAUCGUGCAAUAAAGGAGCAAUUCAACAAAGCUCCUCGUGCUGGAUGGCAAAUUGAUCCAUUCGGGCACUCUGCUGUACAAGCAUACCUACUUGGGGCCGAGCUUGGGUUCGACUCUGUACAUUUUGCAAGGAUAGAUUAUCAAGACAGAGCAAAACGGAAGGGUGACAAAUCUCUAGAAGUUAUAUGGCGUGCUUCUAAAAAUUUUGGUUCUUCGUCUCAGAUUUUUGCCAAUGCAUUUCCUGUUCAUUAUAGUCCCCCUACUGGUUUCCAUUUUGAAGUGAAUGAUGACUUUGUGCCUGUUCAGGAUAAUCCUUCACUAUUUGACUACAAUGUUGAACAGAGGGUUAAGGAUUUUAUUAAUGCUGCUAUAAACCAAGCAAAUGUCACACGAACAAACCAUAUCAUGUGGACAAUGGGUGAUGAUUUUCGGUACCAAUAUGCCGAGUCUUGGUUCAAGCAAAUGGACAAAUUGAUUCACUAUGUUAACAAGGACGGUCAAGUUAAUGCCUUGUAUUCUACACCAUCUAUCUAUACUGAUGCAAAAAAUGCAGCAAAUGAAUCAUGGCCACUGAAAACUGAUGAUUAUUUCCCGUAUGCAGAUGGGGCAAAUUCUUAUUGGACUGGCUUUUUCACUAGUCGCCCAGCCUUGAAGCGAUAUGUCCGAGUGCUGAGUGGAUAUUAUUUGGCAGCACGACAACUUGAAUUUUUGGCUGGAAAGAGAUCCAAUGGUCCUAACACUUUCAGCCUCGGAGAUGCUUUAGGAAUUGCACAGCACCAUGAUGCUGUCACCGGCACUGCUAAACAACAUACAACAAAUGACUAUGCAAAACGAUUGUUUAUUGGAGCCUCUGAGGCAGAAGGUGUUGUAAAUGCUGCCCUGUCAUGCCUUACUGACAACAAAUCAAGAGAACAAUGUACGGAGACUACAUUUAAAUUUAGUCAGUGUCCUUUACUCAAUAUCAGUUUCUGCCCACCAACAGAGGAAGAUAUUCAGGAAGGAAAGAGUUUGGUUAUAGUAGCGUAUAAUUCUCUUGGAUGGAACCGUACAGACAUUAUUAAGAUACCGGUUAACGAUGCCAAUCUUGUUGUCCAAGAUUCUUCAGGCAAUACCAUUGAAGCACAAUAUGUAGGUUUAGAUAAUGUUACAGGCAACUUAAGAAACUUCUAUACGAGGGCCUACUUGGGGCUGUCAUUAAAACAAGUCCCUAAAUACUGGCUUCUCUUUCAAGCAUCUGUGCCGCCUCUUGGUUGGAGCACGUACUUCAUUUCUAAAGCAUCUGACAAAGGGAAAAGUAGAAAUGGAUUUUUCUCCAUGAUAGACAGUCCACAGAAUGAGACCAUUGAAAUUGGACCUGGAAAUCUGAAGAUGUCAUUUUCUUCAACUUCUGGACAACUGAUACGUAUUUACAAUACUAAAACAGGGGUUGAUGUACCAAUACAGCAGAGCUAUCUCUGGUAUGGUUCAAACCCAGGAUUCGAUGGCCAGGCUUCUGGUGCAUAUAUUUUUCGGCCUAAUGGGUCUCCUCCAAGUGUUGUUUCAAGAUCAGUGCCUUUAAAGGUCAUUCGUGGACCACUGGUUGACGAGGUUCACCAACAGUUUAAUUCAUGGAUCUACCAGGUUACUAGACUUUACAGAGAUAAAGAGCAUGCAGAAGUUGAAUUCACUAUUGGUCCAAUUCCCUUGGAAGAUAGCGUUGGGAAGGAGGUCAUCACACAAAUGACAGCUAAUAUGGUCACAGACAAGGUGUUUUAUACUGAUUCUAAUGGAAGAGAUUUUCUAAAGCGAGUUCGUGAUUAUAGAGCAGACUGGUCGCUUCAAGUUACUCAACCUGUAGCAGGAAACUACUAUCCUCUUAAUCUUGGAAUUUACACAAAGGAUAAGAAAUCUGAACUCUCAGUCUUGGUUGACCGUGCAACUGGUGGAGCCAGCAUUAAAAAUGGAGAAGUAGAACUGAUGCUCCAUAGGCGUACGCUCAUUGAUGACUCUAGAGGAGUGGGUGAAGCAUUGGACGAAAGCGUGUGCCUUGACAAUACAUGUGAAGGAUUAACGGUUCGGGGAAAUUAUUAUGUAAGUGUUAACCAGCUAGGGGAUGGAGCACGCUGGCGCAGAACAACUGGCCAAGAAAUCUAUUCGCCUUUUCUUUUAGCUUUCACCCAUGAGAAUUCGGAGGACUGGAAAGCAUCUCAUUUGACAACAUCAACCGCCAUAGAUUCAAACUACAGCUUCCCUCUCAAUGUUGCUUUGAUUACUCUUCAGGAGUUGGAUGAUGGAACUGUACUCCUCCGUUUGGCACAUCUUUAUGAGGUGGGAGAAGAUACCGAGUAUUCAAAAUUGGCCAAGGUUGAACUGAAGAAGAUGUUUACAGGAAAAAUGAUAAAAGAGGUGAAGGAAACGAGCUUGUCAACGAACCAAGAAAAGUCGAUGAUGAAGAGGAUGACGUGGAAAGUUGAGGGGGACUCCAGCCAGGAACCUACCCCGGUUAGAGGCGGUCCAGUAGAUAAUUCAACUCUCGUUGUCGAGCUUGGUCCUAUGGAGAUCCGCACUUUCUCGUUGAAAUUUAUUCUAUCAUCAUUUUAAUAUAAUUUGGACAGGACCAAUCAAUAAUGUUUUUUCUUUUGACAAUGUUUUUGGACCAUUGUCUAUCUCUUCAAGCUACUGUUAAUUAUAAUUGAGUAAUGCUACGCGGUGCUCAUUAGU
This is a messenger RNA of Corylus avellana, 3344 nucleotides long. Its product is annotated as Glycosyl hydrolase family 38 protein. Gene Ontology annotation, molecular function: carbohydrate binding; alpha-mannosidase activity. Lineage: Eukaryota; Viridiplantae; Streptophyta; Magnoliopsida; Fagales; Betulaceae. Gene Ontology annotation, biological process: mannose metabolic process. The record is from RefSeq and is a predicted model, not a curated record.